Molecule: messenger RNA, 1000 nt
Organism: Gracilinanus agilis (Agile Gracile Mouse Opossum)
Lineage: Eukaryota; Metazoa; Chordata; Mammalia; Didelphimorphia; Didelphidae
Product: serine protease 57-like
Exons: 5
Coding region: 1-783 (260 amino acids)
Biological process (GO): proteolysis
Molecular function (GO): serine-type endopeptidase activity
Source: RefSeq, a predicted model, not a curated record
AUGAGGGCCCCCGGGAUCUCUACGCUCCUGUCCUGGGUGGCGACCCUGGGCCAGCUGACCUCCUCAGGAGCCCACCAAGGCCAAAUCGUGGGGGGUCAAGAAGCCAGACCCCACUCCUACCCAUAUGCAGUCUCCAUCCAGUACGAGGGUGAGCACUUCUGCGGGGGGGCCCUCAUCCGGCCUCAGUGGGUGCUCACAGCUGCCCACUGUGAGGUCUCCAAGAACCUAACUGACUUCAAAAUAGUUCUGGGUGCUCACUCCCUGCUGACCCCAGAGUCAACCCAGCAGGUGUUUGGGAUCCUUCAGGCUGUCCCUUAUCCGCUCUAUAAUUCCCAGGCCGAUACCAGUGACCUACAGCUGCUCAAGCUCAAUGGCACCGCUUUGCUCACGAGGUCAGUGAGGCUGGUCAGCCUUCCCAGAUGGAACACAGCAGUCUUCCCAGGGACUCAGUGCCACGUGUGUGGCUGGGGGGACACCACAGGCCUGAAUAAUCCCGCAAAGGUACUCAUGGAGGCGUCUGUUGUGGUGGUAACCAAGCAGGCCUGCAACAGCUCCUGGAAUGGAGUCAUCAACCAGGACAUGGUCUGCGCUUUGGGCUCUGUGAGAGGCCAGUUCCGGGGCGUCUGUGGGGGAGACUCCGGGGGACCACUCAUCUGCCAAGGGAGGCUUCAAGGUGUGGUGUCCUUCUCAACGCCCCUCUGUGGGCACCCCCGCUUCCCUGAUGUCUAUGCUCGUGUCUCCACCUUCAUACCCUGGAUCUAUGACGUCCUGCAACAUUAUUGAUCCUACUGGUGAUGCCCAGCACACAAAAAUCAAGACUUUGGAGCUCAGAUGGCCCACCUGAUCUGGCUUCCUCUCCCUGCAAUCUCACAUGGGGGAAACCCUAGUCCAAGAGAGAGGAAAACACCUUUUCAAGGUUCUCAGAGGGGCUGGCCCAGUAGGGGAGAAUUGACUGGGCCUUCCUGGUUUAAUUGAGGAAUUUGAUUUUGAAUAAAGACUC